Molecule: messenger RNA, 2184 nt
Organism: Paraphaeosphaeria sporulosa
Lineage: Eukaryota; Fungi; Ascomycota; Dothideomycetes; Pleosporales; Didymosphaeriaceae
Product: P-loop containing nucleoside triphosphate hydrolase protein
Exons: 4
Coding region: 1-2184 (727 amino acids)
Molecular function (GO): ATP hydrolysis activity; ATP binding
Source: RefSeq, a predicted model, not a curated record
AUGCCUGCGCGGGCGAGGUCCUCGUCAGCCUCGUCAGCCUCGUCAACUGACAGCUCGACGACGGCGGAAAAGCCAGUCAAGGCAAAUGGCGUCAAGUCCACUUCAGACGCCAUCAAUGGCAACGGCGUCAAGGAGGGCGAUGCAGCGAAGUCAGAGGAGCCAGAGGAGCCAGAGGAGCCAGAGGAUCCGUGCGACCCAGGCAUGAAGACAGGCGUCAAAGACCUUUAUUCCGGCAAGGAAGACAAGAAGGGUCGAUACCAAUGGCAAGAGACCAUCCCCGACGAUUUGGGUGUCGCUGUCGAGAACGAUAAGACUGCUAAAUGGGCGCUGCUGGUUCGCCAUGUCAAGGUCUAUGGUGACGCCUCAAAGGUCCUUGCUGUGCACUCCAUCGUCGUGCAGAGCCCACUGCUGAAGAAGCUGCUUGGUGCUGUCUUGAAAGGCUACCCCGGCAUCACCGCUGGCCUGAAUCGCCUAGAGUUCUCCGGCAAGUUCGAACCACUCAUCCACCGAUGGGCAGAACUGCAGACUGCAAUUUCCAAGAUCGGUGACAAGACGGAGGAGGCGAAGACGACGAAGGAGCACGCGAACCUCCUGCUGGAUAUCGUCGUGAAGGAGUUCAAAGACCUUAUCGACACCUCCCAGGAUAUGAUUAACAAGCGAGUCAUGACUUACGAGCAUCUCUGGACCCUCUUCCAGCCGGGCUCGAUUCUCUUCACUCGCCAGGAUGGCCAAGAAACAGCGGUGCAGCUGCAGAGCACUCGCUACGGCCAGGACGCCGGAGGAAAUCCUGUCUUCUGGGUGGUUGGAAAGUACGUUGACUGGGAUGGGACCGCUUUUGGUACCGGCCUGCUCAACGUAUCGAUCUCGUACUAUACUGGCACUCGACCGAUAACUCAGCUCCGAGCUUUCCCGCUUGAUUACCACCCGAAGGUAGAGGAGGUCAAGGAGAGGCUCAUCGAGCGGGGAGCCAAGGUUGAAGAGCUGGCGGGCGUCAACUAUAAAGCUUAUGAUGGUCUUGCAUGGCAUUUUGGCGAGUUCGGCAACAAGGACAAGUACCACGUGAAAGGCCGAAUCGUGAUCGAUACCUAUGGCUGGAACCGCUUUGAUCCUGGUCACGCCAUAUAUACUACUCGUUUCUCGAACAAGAACCUAGUCGACUCUGAUAGUGAAGAAGAGGACGACGAGGAUCCAGAUCACGAGUCUGAGCCUGAAGACGACGACGACUUCAUCGAACCCGGUUAUAGCGACGGCAUGCCUCUGGACGGUCACUUCGCGGACGAGGAAGAUGCUGCCAAGCGACCCCCGCUGACGGACCAGCAGAAGCUAAUCUGUACACCCCUCUUACGAGGGUAUAGUCUGAAGACGAAGGUGUGGCUUAACUUCUUCGUCAACUGCGUAAAGGAGAUCGAGUGGCAGAAGGAUGCGUUUGACCGUCUAGUAUUGCCCAAGAACCAGAAGGAGCUCAUUCUUGGAUUCACGGAGUCGCAGCAGAAGCACCGAGCUGCAUUCGACGAUGUUAUCGAAGGCAAAGGUCGUGGAAUGAUCAUCUUGCUUUGCGGUCCUCCUGGCGUGGGAAAGACCCUUACCGCAGAGUCCGUUGCUGAGGAGAUGAAGGUUCCCCUGUACAUGAUGAGCGCCGGCGACUUGGGUCUUGAUCCACGCCGUAUCGAGUCGAAGCUGCAUGACAUCCUCGAGAUGUGUACGCGGUGGCACAGCGUCCUAUUGCUUGACGAGGCCGAUGUGUUCCUGGAAGAGCGCUCGCUACACGAGCUAGAGCGGAAUAAGCUUGUCUCUAUCUUCCUGCGAGUGCUGGAGUACUUCGAGGGCACCAUGUUCCUGACCACCAACCGCGUCAACACCUUCGAUCCCGCCUUUGCCUCCCGCAUCCACAUUUCGCUGAACUACAAGGAGCUCUCGAUCGCGUCGCGCCGCACCGUGUGGAAGAAUUUCCUCGAUAAUUCUGCCCAAGAGCACGUCAUCGACACCAAGCAGCUGGAUGAAUUGUCCCGCUUGGAUAUGAACGGCCGCCAAAUCAAGAACAUCCUCAAGAUCGCGCGCCUGCUCGCUACUCGCCAGGAUGCCAAGCUCAACCGUGAGCACAUCAUGACGACCUUGGAGGUGACGCAGCACUUGCACAACGAGAGCCAGCUCACCGAGCGCACAAAGGGAACGCUCUACGGUUAA